Messenger RNA from Trichoderma aggressivum f. europaeum, 1128 nucleotides. RefSeq lists its product as uncharacterized. The transcript has 2 exons. The coding region runs from base 1 to 1128 and encodes 375 amino acids. The record is from RefSeq and is a predicted model, not a curated record. NCBI's taxonomy places the organism in Eukaryota, Fungi, Ascomycota, Sordariomycetes, Hypocreales, Hypocreaceae.
AUGGCCAAGCUCACCAAAGUUCUCGCCUCUGCUCUGGCUCUGGCCGGAUCUUCUGUCGCUACGUGGCCUCCCAACAGCAAGGACUGCACUACCACCGCUGCAGCUGCCGAUGGCUUCCCCACUCCCAGUGCUCAACAGCUGAGGUCGAUCGAGGAGACUGCCGAUGGUACUCUCUCGAAUGCUCCUCCGCCAGCCACACUUGCCGACAGCACCCUUCAGUCACUCCAGGUCAUCGCCGUCAACGAAGAAUUCGAGGUCGCCUACUUCCGGUCCCUUCUCGCCAACGUCACAACCGAAGUUCCCGGCUUCGAGUCAUGGAAGGGCUAUGGCAAGGCCGAGCUGGAGAAGAUCCUCAAGGUUAUCAUUGCUCAAGAAGAGCUCCACGCACUCAACGCACUCAAUGCCCUGAACAAGUUCAAGAAGCUUGCUCCUCUGCCCUGCAAAUACCACUUCCCGGCCACCAACAUCCACGACGCCAUUGCCGUGGCUGAAGCUUUUACCGCAGUGGUUCUGGGCACUCUCCAAGACGUCACUCAGGGCGCUGCCGCAGCUGGUGAUGCCGGUUUCACACGAGGCGUGGCUUCCAUCAUUGGUCAGGAGGGUGAGCAAAAUGGCUUUUACCGAACUCUCCUCGGCGCCGUCCCCUCCGAGAAGCCAUUCCUCACUACCAGCGUCGGCCCGUUUGCUUAUUCCUUCCUCAUCAACAACUUUAUUGUUCCCAACUCGUGCCCCUUUGACGUCAACUCUCUCGGUGUCCCCAUCUUCACCCAGCUCAACGUUGAGGGUGGUUCCGCCGCUCUGGCCGUCAAGCCCGAUGAUCAGUGGCUCCACUACAGCGCCGACCUGAGCUCCGUCAAGAACGCCGGCAAGUUCGCCAACGGCAAGGGUGAUGGUCUCUUCGUCACCUACUUCAGCGGCCAGCUGCUGCCCAUCAGCGUUCCCGUCAAGGACUUUAAGUGGAACGGUGGCAAGGUUUCCUUCAAGGCCUUCUUCCCCUUUGAGGAGAACAUCAUGUUCGGCCUGUCCCUCGCUGCUUUGACCGACGGCAGCAACUUCACCAGCCCUGAUGCUGUUCCCGCCGCGACACUGGCCGCCCCUGCUAUUAUCAACGUCAACGACGAGUUUUAA